Messenger RNA from Scatophagus argus, 2895 nucleotides. RefSeq names its product FKBP prolyl isomerase 4 (gene fkbp4). The transcript has 11 exons. Gene Ontology annotation, molecular function: peptidyl-prolyl cis-trans isomerase activity; protein binding. The record is from RefSeq and is a predicted model, not a curated record. Bases 379 to 1746 code for a protein of 455 amino acids. NCBI's taxonomy places the organism in Eukaryota, Metazoa, Chordata, Actinopteri, Scatophagidae.
UCCUAGAACGUCUGGAAAAUUCUCUCCCCUUCUUUAAGCGCUUGUCAGACGUUUGGCUGCUAAACAACGUGGACUUGGAGCUACCUCUCAUCCUGCCCGGAUACAAGUGUGACUGGUGCACAACGUUAGCACGGUUUCAACGCGGCUAGCUCUAAGCUGUAGCGUAUUAUUUUAUUUACAGCGGCAUUCACGAGUUAGUGAGGAUACCGAAGAGGUUUAAGAAGCGUUAGUUAGCAAGCUAGCGUUGACCUUAGUAGGGUUGUUGCUUGCUGCAAUUGACGUGAAUUGAGAAGUAGCAUUAGUUAGCUUUAGCCACCUAUUAGUCAGUGUUAGUUUGAAUUGGAGUGCAGGUCAGAGUAGAAGAUAGAAAACUACUUAAUGACAAUGACUGCAGAGGAGCAGACAACUGAAGGACAAAACACCAUCCCAAUGGAAGGAGAGGAUAUCACGCCAAAGAAAGACGGGGGUGUUUUAAAGCUGGUGAAAAGGGAAGGCACAGGCACAGAGCUGCCCAUGACUGGUGACAAAGUCUUCGUACAUUAUGUAGGCACACUUCUGGAUGGUACUCAUUUCGACUCGAGCAGAGACAGGGGAGAGAGGUUUUCCUUCGAGUUGGGCAAAGGUCAAGUGAUAAAGGCAUGGGAUAUCGGCGUAGCCACAAUGAAAGUGGGGGAGUUGUGUCAGCUCAUCUGUAAGCCAGAGUAUGCUUAUGGGUCUGCAGGCAGCCCACCUAAGAUACCCCCCAAUGCCACUCUUGUUUUUGAGGUGGAAUUGUUUGAAUUUCGAGGCGAGGACAUAACCGAAGAUGAGGAUGGAGGAAUUAUCCGUCGCAUUAUUACUAAAGGACAGGGAUAUUCCAAACCUAAUGAAGGAGCUGCUGUUGAAGUAACUGUGGAGGGUUCCUGUGAAGGACGUGUAUUUGAUGAGAGAGAACUGAAGUUUGAGAUCGGAGAUGGAGAGAGUCUUGGCUUGCCAGCUGGAGUGGAGAAAGCUAUUAUGGCUAUGGAGCAGGGAGAGGAGGCACUCUUCACUAUAAAGCCUAAGUAUGGUUUUGGGACUGCAGGAAAUUCAAAGUAUAAUAUUCCGGGCGGGGCAACACUGCAGUACAAAAUCAAGUUGAUAACUUUUGAGAAGGCUAAGGAAUCAUGGGAGAUGAAUACAGCAGAGAAACUGGAACAAAGCAGUGUUGUCAAAGAAAAAGGAACGCAGUAUUUUAAGGAGGGAAAAUACAAACAGGCAUCGGUGCAAUACAAAAGGAUUGUGUCGUGGCUGGAACAUGAGUCUGGUUUGUCAGAGGAGGACGAGAAGAAAGCAAAAGCAUUGCGGCUGGCUGCACAUCUGAACUUGGCCAUGUGCUUCCUUAAACUGCAGGAGCCAAACCAAGCUCUAGAAAGCUGUGACAAGGCUCUAGAGUUGGAUCCAUCCAAUGAGAAAGCUUUAUUCCGAAGGGGAGAGGCACUGUGUUGUAUGAAGGAGUUUGACAAGGCAAGAGAUGACUUCCAGCAAGUUGUUCAGCUGUAUCCCACCAACAAAGCUGCCAAGAGCCAGGUGGUUCUUUGUCAGAAACGUAUCAAGGAGCAGCAUGAGAAGGACAAACUCAUCUAUGCCAACAUGUUCCAAAAAUUUGCAGAGAGGGAUUCAAAGAAAGAAGCAGGGAAGGUGAAGACUGACAGCAAGGAGAAUGGCGACGAGGAGAUGGAGAUUGAGAUUGGAGAAAAGGAAGUUGCGAGUGAAGCAAAUGCGUAGAUGAAGACGUCACUGUUAUGGUUCAUUUUCUUCAGACUUUUGUAACUUCAACCAUUUGUGUCUAAGGGGCGUGUGUGUGUGUGUGUGUGAGCGUGUGAGAGCGAGAGAGAGAGAGAACAAGCAUGUCAACAAGAGCACUGAUUUUGGGUGUAUCUUCGCUGGCUUUCUCUGUGUCUGGGCUUUUUGCUGUGGCUGCUAGCGGAGCGGGUGGGGCUUCUCCAGCUGAUGGCACUGUAGGACGUGGUUUUAAUACAUGAAUUUUGUACCACAAACCCCACCCCUGAAUCCUGUCAACCCACGGCUUUGAACUGUGCAUGUGUUUUCACAGCGUUUUGGGUAGGGAAAGGAAAGUGUUAAGUGCAAAGUUUCAAACCUUCACCCGUCAAGGGCUAGACCAUUCACCUUGCACUACCCCUCUGUCCUAAUGCCCUCCUCUCCUGACAUUUUAUGCUAUCCAUCCAACCCUCCUCUCAUGGGCCUACUGAUCAAUUCCUGGAGUUGUGAUGGUUGUAUGCAUACAUAGGAUGUGUCUGAUUGUUUGAGCACUCGUGUGCCAAAGUACGCAUGUAGCAGCAGCACUGUUGAUAGGUGGAGUAAUAAGAUGUUAACCCGGAAUAGCUGUAGGACUUUGAGCUCUUAAGCUAAAGAUGGAGCUGCCCUAUAGUCCACGGGGUACAGGACUGUUCACCUUUUCUUUGGAAAUACUGACUUUGUUUUGUUUUUGUUUUUUUCUCCAGUGUUGUACUUGUGAUUUCUGUAUUGUUAUCAAAAUGAUGAAUUCAACCAAUUACUUAACUGGAACAUGUGUAUUUUAAACCAGCUAGAAAGAACAUUAUUAAGCUUCUCCUGGACACACUCAAGUAAUAAACAGUUAAGUCUUAGUCUUAAUUUACUGUAUAAAAAGUACAUGUAUGAAUGUGUGCAUAUAUGACUCAUCAGAUUCAGGCUGUUAAAGAUGGUACGCUCGAGGAAGAUGGAAGCCCUGGUCGUUCUUUUUACAACAACAACAACAGCAGCAGCAGCAGCAACACCUGAACUGGGAGGCUAAUUUCAAACGGGGCUGUGGGCUCUUGAGUUUAUCUGUUGGAAGGGUCACUGCUUGGUCUGCCCUGACAGAAGGAUAUAUAAUAAACAAUAGCAUCAGCUUGA